This is a messenger RNA of Spathaspora passalidarum NRRL Y-27907, 996 nucleotides long. Its product is annotated as dynein light chain. The transcript has 2 exons. Gene Ontology annotation, biological process: cilium assembly; microtubule-based process. Gene Ontology annotation, molecular function: dynein light intermediate chain binding; dynein intermediate chain binding. Bases 56 to 337 code for a protein of 93 amino acids. The record is from RefSeq and is a predicted model, not a curated record. NCBI's taxonomy places the organism in Eukaryota, Fungi, Ascomycota, Pichiomycetes, Serinales, Debaryomycetaceae. Gene Ontology annotation, cellular component: cytoplasmic dynein complex.
UCAGAUCACAUCGGGGGACGACAACGAUAUAAAUAACCUACAACAAUAUAGGCAUAUGACCAUGCAAGAACCUGAACAUACUCCAACGUUAAAAGCAUCAGAUUUGUCUGAAGAGAUCCAAACCAAGAUAUUUGAAUUGGCCCAACAAUCUAUAGUCACUUGCAAGAUUGAAAAAGACAUUGCGACAUUCUUGAAGAAGGAGUUGGACCAGAUCUAUGGCCCUACGUGGCAUGUAAUUGUAGGAAGGAGCUUUGGAAGUUAUGUCACUCAUGAACAAGGAUAUUUCAUCUAUUUUUACAUCGGUGACUUGGCAUUCUUGAUAUUCAAAAGUGGUUGAUAAUUAUUUAUAUAUAUAGUUUCGUAUUCUAUUAAUUUCUAAUACACACACAUAAAAGAAGAAAUAAAUCUAGUUUGUACAUCUAUUGCAACUUUUCAGUUUGACCUCCGAAUAAAGUAAAGACAGGGGCAUCCAAUCUAUCUCUACCCUUCAAGAAAUCUAAUUCCAUAACGAACAAGUAUUCGACAAUCUUGGCACCGGUCAAUUUGGCUAAUUCACCAGCACCAAAGGCACUACCACCAGUAGCCAAGAUAUCGUCAACAAUCAAGACUCUGGAACCGGCUGGGAUAACAUCCUUUUGGAUUUCAAAAGCAUCGGAACCGUAUUCCUUCUUGAAUUCAACGUUGUAAGUUGGACCUGGCAACUUACCUGGCUUUCUAACAGGAACAAAACCGGCAUUAAGAGCAAGAGCCAAGGCAGGACCGAAUAAGAACCCACGACUUUCUAAACCGAUAACAUAGUCGACUUUGGCGUCUUCACCCACGUGUAAUUGGAAAGCACGAACCAACUUCUUGAAAAGAUCAGGCUUUGUGAAAAUUGGAAGGAAAUCUUCAAAAAGAAUACCUUCUUGAGGGAAGUUUGGGAAUUGCUUUAAGUUAGCCUUUAAUUCAGCGGCCAAUUCGACGAUUUCGUUGUGAGUGCUGGACAUGUUGUAAGAU